AUGCUUUUCAGCUCUAGAUUCCUUGCCCUGGCGGCACUCUUGGGCCAGGCGCUCGCUCUCCCCAUUGAUGAUUUUUCCCAGAGCGAUGCGGGACUCAAGGUCAAACUCACCUCGAUGGGAAACACCCGUGUGAAAGCGGUUGUCACCAAUGAGGGAGAGCAAGAGAUAUCGUUUCUCAAAUUCAACACCUUUUUCGAUUCUGCCCCAACCCAAAAGGUCCAAAUAAUGAAAGCCGGCUCCUUGAUUCCCUUUUCAGGCGUUGAUUUCUACUUUAACAUGGCCAACCUACCCGCAGAAGCUUUUAAAACUCUAGCUCCAGGUGCUAGUGCUGAAGCUGAAUUCGAUAUCGCCGCAACGGCCGAUCUCUCGCCUGGAGGUUCCUACACGGUCUCAUCUGCGGGAUUUCUCCGCAUCGCAGGCGGCAACGGAACUGCCAUUACCGGUCGCAUGAGAUAUAGAAGCAAUCAGAUGAAGCUCAACGUCGACGGCGAUAUGGCAGCCAAAGUACAAAGUGCAGUCCCGACCAUUGAAAAGCGAACUCGCAUCGACGGCAAUAGCUGCCGUGGAAACUACGGCCAGCUCUUGUCAAGAGCCCUUCAAGGCUGCUCCUCCUAUGCUGGUCGUGCCGCUCAGGCCGCAUCCAACGGCGAUGCCCAAAAGUUCCAAGAGUACUUCAAGACAAACAGUCCUCAAGUCCGCCAGAGCGUCGCGGCGCGUUUCCAGGCAAUUGUUCAAGAAUGCAGCUCGGCGUCAAACGGAAAAACCACCUACCUCUGUGAAGAUCGCUUCCGUUUCUGCCAGCCCGGCCUCAUCGCAUACACCAUCCCAACCCAAAGUGUCGUGGCCAACUGCCCUUCCUACUGGAAACUUCCCCCUGUCGUGAACCGCGGCCUUGAGCCCGACCACGGAUACGUCGUCGUGCAUGAGUUUACCCACGCCACUAGUAUCUUCAGCCCUGGCACCGAGGAUCACGGCUACGGUUACGAGGAAUGCCGAAGACUCAACGCCCAACAGUCGCUUUCCAAUGCCGAUAACUAUUCGCUUUUUGCUGCUGCCGUUUCGCGAGGGGCUUAG
This is a messenger RNA of Uncinocarpus reesii 1704, 1074 nucleotides long. RefSeq lists its product as uncharacterized. The coding region runs from base 1 to 1074 and encodes 357 amino acids. Gene Ontology annotation, biological process: proteolysis. Gene Ontology annotation, molecular function: metalloendopeptidase activity. NCBI's taxonomy places the organism in Eukaryota, Fungi, Ascomycota, Eurotiomycetes, Onygenales, Onygenaceae. The record is from RefSeq and is a predicted model, not a curated record. The transcript has 3 exons.